Messenger RNA from Mytilus trossulus (common blue mussel), 4140 nucleotides. RefSeq names its product serine/threonine-protein phosphatase 6 regulatory ankyrin repeat subunit A-like. The coding region runs from base 1 to 4140 and encodes 1379 amino acids. Gene Ontology annotation, molecular function: protein binding. NCBI's taxonomy places the organism in Eukaryota, Metazoa, Mollusca, Bivalvia, Mytilida, Mytilidae. The record is from RefSeq and is a predicted model, not a curated record. The transcript has a single exon.
AUGCGGUAUACGGACGCCUAUAAUCAGGUGUUUUUUAUAGAUGACAUAUGUGGUAGAUUUACAACAAAUAGACAGAAGAUCGAGGAUUGGAUGAGACUUGAUGAAUUUUUCAAACCUAUUCUUCGGAAGGGAAUGACAAAAAUACUGGCUACUUGUCGUACAGAAGUCUUCCUCGAAGAAAUAUUCCAAGCCACAUUUGAGUUAUUCAAUAAAUCUUCAUACAAUUUAUCUGAAAAAUAUUCAUUUAAAGAUAAAUUAGUCAUUGCUGGAAAAUAUCUAAACCAAGAUGAAGAAAUGUUAUCAGCUACUUUACAAAACGUUGACUUCACCCCAUUAAUGUGCUAUAUGUGUGCCAAACAUGAACACUUUGAUAUCAAUGACUUCUUAAACAGUCCAUACGAUACGUUCUGUAAGGAAUGGAAUAAGCUGAAAUAUUUAGACAAAGAGAAAUACUGUGUUUUAUUCCUAUGUGUUUUAUAUAACGGGAAAAUUGAUGAAUCUAUAGUUGAUAUUUCUAAACAGUUAGACAAGGAUGAUCUACUGAAAUUAGGAGACAUUUUUGAAUGCUGUAAUUUAGGCCGUGACACAUCCCGUUCAGCAAUAAAAGACAAACUGAAUGCCUGUAUUGACACUUACUUCAUAAAAGUAGACAAAGAGUACAAAAUUAUACAUGAUAAAAUGUUUGACUUUCUGUGUUGUUAUUUUGGAAAAGCAUUAAUUACACAGAUUCUCAAAUUCGCAGAUGAUAAACUUAUAUGUGAACGUGUACAACUAGAGUCAAUACACAAACCAAAUAGUGAAUUUGCAAUAAUUAUUUCGAUAAAUGAUGAAAGCAAGUAUGUAGAGCGGCUGAAGAAGGAUGUUGAAAAUGGAAAGAUACACUGGUGUUUGAACAAUGUGCAAAUGAGAUACAAAGAAUAUAGAGAAAAGUUGGUGGAUCUUCUUAAAAAUCUUGACUAUGACUUGAAAAAGAGAUUAAUCAACACCAAGGACGUCACGGGGAUUAAUUCCUAUAUAACGUCCUGCUUGCGAGGAUAUGAAGAGCUUGUUAAUUUUUUUGUGUCUGUAGGAGCUAAUGUUGAUGCCAGAAAUGGAUGGUUCACGCCCUUAACAGCUGCGUGUCGGGAUGGGCAUUUAAAGACAGUCGAAAUUCUUCUAAAUAAAGGAUCACACAUAAAUAAAACUAAUGUUGAUGGUGAAACUCCAAUGUAUACUGCUUGUUUUGGUGGUCAUUAUGCUUUAGUUGAACUUUUGAUAGAUAGAAGUGCUGAUAUUAACAAAAUAAAUAAUACUAAUCAUUCAUCUUUGUAUGUUUCGUGUUUGAGUGGUCAUGAUAACGUAGCAAGACUUUUGAUUAACAGUGGAGUUAAUGUUUUCGAAUGUAGUGAUUCACUUAUAGGUGCCACCUGUGGAGGCAGUGUUAAACUAGUUGAAACACUUCUUACAAAAGGAGUCGAUGUAAAUGUUGUCGAUAUGCAAGGGAGAACUGCUUUAUUAAUUGCAUGCGAGGAAGGCUAUACUAAUAUAGUCAAAUUGCUUAUUGACAAAAAAGCAGAUAUUAAUAAGGUCGACAAAAUUGGCAGCACACCUCUGCAUGCUGCUUGCUAUGCUGGAAUCAAUGAUAUAGUGCAAAUUUUGAUAAACAAUUUGGCAGAUGUAAAUAUGCUGGAUAAAUAUAGGGAAACACCUUUGCAUAAAUCAUGUAGAAAAGGAUAUGUAAAUGUAAUACAAACGCUCUUGGCAAAUGGAGCAGACAAAAACAAAGCCAAUAGAGACGGUUAUACCCCUGGAGACUUGGCAGAAACCGAAGGUAAACUUGCGGAUAUAAACAUGUUGAAAUUUCUAGAGACAGUACCCCUAGGAAAACUUAAAGGAAUACGUAUAAGUAAAAGCCACGACGGCAAAUUUAAGAAACAAUCCGUGGAAGCGGAACAAUAUAAAUGGACACCGUUAUAUAAAGCAUGUGACCGGGGUGACGUUGAAACUGUUAAAACACUUUUACUAAACAGGGCAAACGUUAACAUGAAAACAAACAAUGGUGAACUACCGUUGAUUGCUGCUUGUCAACAAGGCCAUGGUAUAUUAAUACAGAUGUUGCUUGACAAGGGAGCGGAUAUAAAUCAAUCAUUGUUAACUGCUAUUCAGAGGGACUAUGAAAGAACAGUUAAUAUUCUUUUAUGCAAGAGAGGGUGUUUUGGAGAUGAUGUGAACACCCUCAUGACAUUGGCAUGCAAAGCGGGUUCGAUAAAGACGAUCAGAAUUCUUUUAGAGAAAGGUGCUGACAUCAAUCAUGUCGACAGCAAUAAAAAUAUACCUAUUUGCAUCGCAUGCACUAAGGGAUUCUUUCAUAUAGUGGAGUUACUUAUUAAAAGAGGUUCGAAGUUGAACUAUCGUUGUAAAGACGGAAAAACACCUUUAUAUCAAGCAUGCGAGCUUGGAUUUCAAACAAUAGCAGAAAUGCUAAUCGUAAAUGGGGCAGAUGUUAAUGAAAUAUAUGCGGAUAGAAAAGCUUUGCAACACAAUAACGAUUUAUACAAGCGUCUGACAGAGAAAGUUUUAGUAUCUAACAUACCAGAUAAAGAUGGAAGAUAUCCUCUUUUCUUAUCAAUAGAUAGAGGGUUUUAUCUGAUAUCAGAGUAUUUAGUACAAAAGGAUUACCAUAUAGCAAUGUUAGAAGAUGAUAGAAAGACAGCUUUGAUUUCAGUAUUUCAGAGUGGAAAAAAUGACUUAUCAUAUUUGCUUGUAUCAAAAGGUUAUACAACUAAUUUAACAAACUUUAAUGCCACUAUGUUAUAUUAUGCAUGUAAGUUAGGUCUAUCUGAAAAGGUUCGGACUUUGCAUGAAAAUAAAGUUGACUUAAAAAUGGUAUAUAAAGAUGGAUACACACCUUUUUUAUUAGCAGACAUUGCCGGAAAUGAUGAUUUGUCGGCGUAUAUAAGCGAACAGUGCAAUUAUACGUUUAUAUCGGACAAAACUUUUAAAAUAGUAAACAGAGGAUAUAACCGUGACAAGAGAUAUGAAUAUCUAUUUCAAGCAUGUAUGAAUGGACACACUGAAGCACUCAUAAAUGAAACAGUGCUUUCAAAACUGAAUAUCAAUAUUUUCUUUAAACCUAGAGAACACAAUUACAUUAUUUGGUUUGAACAAACCCCAUUGUGUUUAGCCAUUAGAAGAGGACACAAAAAAGUAAUAGAAUUACUGUUAAAAUAUGGCGCUAAUGUAAAUCUAACCUUUAAAAAAAAGUGUGUUUUACGAAGGGAUAAUUUAUCCCCCACUAUUCAAUAUGGAUAUACUCCAUUGUUUGCAGCCUUCCAAAGAAAAUUUGAUAAAAUUACUAAUAUACUUUUAGAUAGUGGGGCAGAUUUAGAGGAAACUUUGUACGAUGCUUGUCGGGAAGGCUACAUUGACGCUGUCCAAUUUCUAAUUAAAAAAGGUGCUGAUGUUAAUUCAUGUGUUCGGUAUGGCCAGACAGCGCUGUAUGCUGCAUGUAUCGGCGGAUUCGAUACAAUAGUUAAGUUCCUUAUAGAGCGAGGAGCGAACAUUAAUCAGUUGGGUGAUUCAACGUGUUUGUAUGCUGCAUGCCUUGCUGGUAAUCAUAAGGUAGUCCAACUUUUAAUAGAUAGUGGGGCUUCUGUUGAUGCAGUAACGAAUAAUCGAUCUUGCCUUCAUACAGCGUGUGAAGAAGGAAAUAACAAGAUUAUCGAAAUAAUCAUUGAGAAUGGGGGUGAUAUAAAUGCCUGUGAUUUAUAUGGCAUAACACCAUUAAUGGUAUAUGUAUUAAAAAAUAAAAUGGAUUUCCCUUCGGGAAAAAAUUUUGGUUUGUCAGAAUUCAGAAGAAGAUUCCAUCCAGUGACAUCAGAUUAUCCUUAUCAAUGGGAGAGUUGUAAACUUUCACAACCUGAACUAAAAUACAAUGAUCUUACCGACAGCCAAUACAAAGUGAUUCAGCAACUGAUAAAACAUGGAGCAAAUAUUCAAUCUAAAGAUGUAUUUGGAAGAACACCAUUGUCAGUAGCUAAAGAAACAAAAGAUGAAAAAUUAGUUGAACUGAUUUUAGGUAAAGAAAUCGAUAUUGAUUUGAAAACAAAUAGUGGAGAGACACUAACAUCUGAAGCACUAUUCGAAAACUAUCAGGAUUAA